Candidozyma haemuli is the source of this 324-nucleotide messenger RNA. RefSeq names its product 60S ribosomal protein eL33. Bases 1 to 324 code for a protein of 107 amino acids. Lineage: Eukaryota; Fungi; Ascomycota; Pichiomycetes; Serinales; Metschnikowiaceae. The record is from RefSeq and is a predicted model, not a curated record. The transcript has a single exon. Gene Ontology annotation, cellular component: ribosome; cytosolic large ribosomal subunit. Gene Ontology annotation, biological process: cytoplasmic translation; ribosomal large subunit biogenesis. Gene Ontology annotation, molecular function: structural constituent of ribosome.
AUGGCUGAAUCUCACAGAUUGUACGUUAAGGGUAAGCACUUGUCCUACCAGCGUUCCAAGAACGUGAACCACCCAGGCACGUCGUUGAUCCAGAUCGAGGGCGUUGGCAACACCCAGGACGCCAGAUUCUACUUGGGUAAGAGAAUUGCCUACGUCUACAGAGCCCAGAAGGAAAUCAGAGGCUCCAAGAUCAGAGUCAUCUGGGGCAAGGUCACCAGAACCCACGGCAACAACGGUGUUGUGAGAGCCAACUUCAAGAAGAACUUGCCUCCAAAGACCUUUGGUGCUUCCGUGAGAAUCAUGUUGUACCCAUCCAACAUCUAA